ACACUGAAACUAUCGGGGCAUUAUGCCACGUUCACUACCUUGUCGAGAAAUAGGAAACUCGGACAUGUCCGAAGUGCUCAUUGGUUGAACGCGGCACGUGUAUUACUACAACUCGUUUGUAAGUCUGAAACGUUUCGUCGUUCCGACUGGCACUUGAACGUGGCAUUAGGACCUCGGUAUCCUGUAGUUCAAUGUGUCGUAGUCAAGGACUGGUCGUAGAAGUGACAAGCUAACCAUAUGAUGCUAGGCUAGUUAGCCUUGCCUUUUGGUAUUGGUGAGAGGCUGUAGUCAGUGUGUGUGUGUAGCUGAAGCCAGCUAGCCAAAAGACAUACAAGGAACAACGCUAGCAAGUCUGAUCAUUGCAUAUAUUUAUUUUCUUUGCAUAAGGACACAACCAAUGUUAUCUAGGUCGCUGUCUUGCUAACGUCAACACACUCGGGGUAGUCAACAAGCAAGUAAAAAAACAAAACAGAACAAAAAGAGAGCGGUAGCUAGUCACCUAGGUGAACAGACCACACACGGCAUUGAAGAUGAAUGGUUUAAUGAAGAACGAGGGAAUAGCGGGGACGGAGAGGUUCGCUAGCCCGGGGAAAGGCAGGGGACUACGGGCUGUGAAGCACUUUGCUGUCGGAGACCUCGUGUUUGCCUGUCCUGCCUAUUCCUACGUCCUGACGGUGAAUGAGAGAGGAGCGCACUGUGAAUACUGCUUCACCAGGAAGGAAGGCCUCUCCAAAUGUGGAAAGUGUAAACAAGCUUACUACUGUGAGAUUGACUGCCAGAAGGGAGACUGGCCGAUGCACAAGUUGGAGUGUACAGCCAUGUGUUCCUAUGGGGAGAACUGGUGUCCGUCAGAGACCGUCAGACUGGUGGCCAGGAUCAUCAUGAAACAGAAAGUCACAACGGAACGGACACAGUCAGAGAGGCUGUUACUCCUCAGCGAGUUUGAAGCCCACCUGGAUAAGUUGGACAGUGAGAAGAAUGAGAUGAACCAGACGGAUAUAGCUGCACUGCAUCAUUUCUACUCUCGACACAUAGACUUCCCUGAUGACCAAACCCUCACUGUGCUCUUUGGACAGGUAAACUGUAAUGGUUUCACCAUAGAGGAUGAGGAGCUGUCUCACCUGGGCUCUGCUGUGUUCCCUGAUGUAGCAUUGAUGAACCAUAGUUGUAGUCCUAACGUCAUCGUCACCUAUAAGGGGACAGUAGCUGAGGUACGAGCCGUGCAGGACAUCCAGCCUGGAGAUGAGAUCUUCAACAGUUACAUUGACCUGCUCUACCCGACAGACGACAGGAACGAGAGACUGAGGGAUUCAUACUUCUUUACCUGUGUGUGUAAUGAGUGUGCCACACGGUCUAAGGAUGGAGGUAAGAUGGCGCUUCAAAAGUUGAGCUCUCCCCCACAGCCAGAGGAGGUCAGAAAGAUGGUUCACUAUGCCAGGAAUGUUAUUGAAGAGUUCCGUAGAGCUAAGCACUACAAGACCCCUAGUGACCUGCUGGAGAUCUGUGAGUUGAGCCAGGAGAAGAUGAGCUCUAUAUUUGCAGACACUAACGUGUACGUGCUUCACAUGAUGUACCAGGCCAUGGGAGUCUGCCUGUACAUGCAGGACUGGGACGGAGCCAUGAGCUACGGAGAGAAGAUCAUUCAACCAUACAGUGUCCACUACCCAGCCUAUUCUCUGAACGUGGCCUCCAUGUACCUGAAACUGGGCCGUCUCUACCUGGGACUUGAGAGGAAGACCCAGGGAGUCAAGGCAUUAAAGAAGGCGAUCGCCAUCAUGGAAGUGGCUCAUGGGAAGGAUCACCACUACGUAACAGAGGUCAAACAAGAGGUGGAGGAGCUGAAAUAAGGAGGAGGUGAAGAAGAGGAAGGAGUGAGGGAGGAAGAGAGCACAAGGGCUUCUCCAAACCCUGGGUCAAACAAAAAACUUUAAAAAAUCUACAAAACUAAACAGCUGCACGGCAUGCAUCCUAUACCUCUCUUUUUUAUGUGUAUCUCUCUCCAUCUCCCUCUCGGGCUCUGGUCAAAUCAGUUAUUUUUGUUUGUCAUGCAGGCAGGCAGAUAACCAGUCAGUGAAAGAGACAAUGACCCCAGUAUUUCUGUUCAUCGGGUGUCUUAGACAGUACGCGAUGAGGGUGUUUUUAUGUACUGGCUAGCAGUAUUGCUGUAACCGGCAAGGACAGUUGUCGUUUUUAGUUUUGUUACUGGCCUGGACUAGCCUCGUAUCUGACUAAACUGUUAUGAAAAGUGAACUCAUGAAUUUACAAAUUAUGUUUGUAAUUAAGCGAUGACGGGUUUCUCUCCUCUCAUACAAGGUAGCAAAGUGAGAGAACAAUACCAAAAAAAUAAAAUCGUUAAUUGUUAUGAAUAUGUUUUAACUUUAAAUCAUUUGCGUUUGUCUUACAACAAAAACCGCGUUGAACAACUUUUGUCCUUUUUGCCUGUUUUAUCAAAUCAGAAGUGUUGCAUGUUUUCUCUCACUCAUAUACUGUCUUUGUACCGACCUGUAGAGAAGCAGGGUUGUAGUAGUCUUUGUACCGACCUGUAGAGAAGCAGGGUUGUAGUCUUUGUACCGACCUGUAGAGAAGCAGGGUUGUAAGUCUUUGUACCGACCUGUAGAGAAGCAGGGUUGUAAGUCUUUGUACCGACCUGUAGAGAAGCAGGGUUGUAGUCUUUGUACCGACCUGUAGAGAAGCAGGGUUGUAGUCUUUGUACCGACCUGUAGAGAAGCAGGGUUGUAAGUCUUUGUACCGACCUGUAGGGGACAGGGUUGUAGUCUUUGUACCGACCUGUAGAGAAGCAGGGUUGUAAGUCUUUGUACCGACCUGUAGAGAAGCAGGGUUGUAGUCUUUGUACCGACCUAUAAGGAAGCAGGGUUGUAAGUCUUUGUACCGACCUGUAGAGAAGCAGGGUUGUAGUCUUUGUACCAACCUGUAAGGAAGCAGGGUUGGCCUCAAAUUCGGUUUUAAUUCCGAAACUAAAUCAAAUUCCAAAUGUUUCUCAUUGGCGAGAAUUGAAAUUUCAACUUACUUCCUGAAUUGACUGGAGUUGAUAUGGGAAUUGGCCCCCAACCCUGAAGGGAAGUAAUUCUCCACAUUGUUCAUUCAAUGUCAUCACAUAGAUUUUGUUGUUGUUGAAACAACAUUGAUUAACCAGAUUUUGCCUAGUAAGAUGACUGAAAAACCCUCAAUAUUACCCUUAACCUUUAAGGGAAUGAAAACAUACCUGGCCCUGGAUCACAAUCUCUUUCCUGGGAACCCCAAGGGGUGCAUGUUUCUGUUGUUGCCCUAGCAUUACGGACUAUUUCAAAUAAUCAACACAAUAUCAAGCUUUGCUUAUUUGAAACGGCUGUGUAGUGCUCUGUAGCUCAGUUGGUAGAGCAUGACGCUUGUAAACACCAGGGUAGUGGGUUUGAUUCCCGGGACCACUCAUAUGUAAAAUGUAUGCAUGCGUGGGAUAAAAGCGUCUGCUGAAUGGUAUAUAUAUUAGGACCAAAAACCCAAAACUUUGAGAUCCCCAGAAAUGAGUUCAGAAAACGUCUGGCUUAGAGACAACUUCCACUUCACCUCACUUCCCUCUGUACUGUGGUUGGUUUGAGUGUUUCGGACAUCAGACAUGGAAAUAAAAUAGAAAACAGAAUGUUGUUUGUUUA
This is a messenger RNA of Oncorhynchus kisutch (coho salmon), 3650 nucleotides long. Its product is annotated as N-lysine methyltransferase SMYD2-A. Gene Ontology annotation, molecular function: protein binding. The transcript has 12 exons. NCBI's taxonomy places the organism in Eukaryota, Metazoa, Chordata, Actinopteri, Salmoniformes, Salmonidae. Gene Ontology annotation, cellular component: nucleus. The coding region runs from base 531 to 1847 and encodes 438 amino acids. The record is from RefSeq and is a predicted model, not a curated record.